This is a messenger RNA of Dentiscutata erythropus, 534 nucleotides long. The record is from the annotation of a GenBank genome assembly. NCBI's taxonomy places the organism in Eukaryota, Fungi, Glomeromycota, Glomeromycetes, Diversisporales, Gigasporaceae.
UCAAAACAAUUAUCAUACAAUGAAUUUCUAAGACAAAACGCACCUUUACUUAUCAGCCAACGGCGUUUUGCUUGUUGGUCUGAUCAACACUCCGUCUGGAAAAAGAAUUUUAAGAAAAUUGCCACGGAUGAACUAAAAGACGGAAGCAAAGUCAAUAAACUAAUGGAAGCACCCACCGAUAAGGAGUUUUGGAUGGGAAUCGAAAACGCACGAAGUAUUGAGAUCAUAAGCGAGAAGCAAUUAAAAUUAAACGAAGAAGAUAGUAGGAUCAAAUAUAAAAGAAAAAUGGAGAUCGCUGAAGGUUCUCGAAAAAAACGAUGUCAAGAUUCUUCUGAUGAUAACGAUGACAAAGAAAUUGACGACGAAAGUGAAGAGGGUAGCGAGGGUGAAAAACCCGAUGAAACUUCAGAGGACGAUGACGAAAAUCUAAUGAAAAUGAUUCAGCGAAUCAUUAAGGAAGAAUUAAAAUCCUUUCGCGAAGACUUAAUCACCGAACUAAAUGAAAGGAUAGAUAAAUCUAAAAAUGAGGGUUAG